Molecule: messenger RNA, 3633 nt
Organism: Dromaius novaehollandiae (emu)
Lineage: Eukaryota; Metazoa; Chordata; Aves; Casuariiformes; Dromaiidae
Gene: SOX9
Product: SRY-box transcription factor 9
Exons: 3
Coding region: 413-1879 (488 amino acids)
Biological process (GO): negative regulation of transcription by RNA polymerase II; heart development; positive regulation of chondrocyte differentiation
Cellular component (GO): nucleus
Molecular function (GO): RNA polymerase II cis-regulatory region sequence-specific DNA binding; DNA-binding transcription factor activity, RNA polymerase II-specific
Source: RefSeq, a predicted model, not a curated record
GCCGAGCCGAAAUCGCCGCGCAGAGUAUUUAUUCCCGCGCGGCGGCGCGGGCCGCAGAGCCGCGCUGCGGAGCCGCGCUGGAGACCGGCGGGGCGCGCCCGGCCGCACGCUGCCACCCCGGCCCGGCCCGGCCGGCCGCUCCGCGGGUCUCCCCCGAGUCUCCCCGCCGCGCACCGUCUUUUUCUCUUUUUUGACUUAAAACGGUUGGAGGGAGAGAGGAGAGGAAAAAAAAAAAAAAAAAAGCAACUUUUGCAAACUUUUCCAGCCUUGCCGCUCUUCCCUCCCCAGCCGGGCUUCGCGCCGGUGGAGAACUUCGCCUCUGCUAGUUUUACUUUUUUAACUCUUCCCUGCCCUGCAGCCACCUGAUUGUUUUUUUUUUUCCACCCCGUUUCCCCCUCUGCCACUUUCUCGCAUGAAUCUCCUAGACCCCUUCAUGAAAAUGACAGAAGAACAGGACAAAUGCAUCUCCGACGCCCCCAGCCCCACCAUGUCGGAUGACUCCGCCGGCUCUCCCUGCCCCUCGGGAUCCGGCUCGGACACGGAGAACACCCGCCCCCAAGAAAACACCUUCCCCAAGGGUGACCCGGACCUGAAGAAGGAGAGCGACGAGGACAAGUUCCCCGUGUGCAUCCGCGAGGCCGUCAGCCAGGUGCUCAAGGGCUACGACUGGACCCUGGUGCCCAUGCCGGUGCGGGUGAACGGAUCCAGCAAGAACAAGCCGCACGUGAAGAGACCCAUGAACGCCUUCAUGGUGUGGGCACAGGCCGCCCGGAGGAAGCUGGCGGACCAGUAUCCGCAUCUGCACAACGCCGAGCUCAGCAAAACCCUGGGCAAGCUCUGGAGGCUGCUCAACGAGAGCGAGAAGCGCCCCUUCGUGGAGGAGGCCGAGCGGCUGCGGGUGCAGCACAAGAAGGACCACCCCGACUACAAGUACCAGCCGCGCAGGAGGAAGUCGGUGAAGAACGGGCAGGCGGAGCAGGAGGAGGGCGCCGAGCAGACCCACAUCUCCCCCAACGCCAUCUUCAAGGCCCUGCAGGCAGACUCGCCGCAGUCGUCCUCCAGCAUCAGCGAGGUGCACUCGCCCGGGGAGCACUCGGGGCAGUCGCAGGGGCCCCCCACGCCGCCCACCACCCCCAAGACGGACGCGCCGCCGGGCAAGCAGGACCUGAAGCGGGAGGGCCGCCCCCUGCCCGAGGGGGGCCGGCAGCCGCCCCACAUCGACUUCCGCGACGUGGACAUCGGCGAGCUCAGCAGCGACGUCAUCUCCAACAUCGAGACCUUCGACGUCAACGAGUUCGACCAGUACCUGCCGCCCAACGGCCACCCCGGCGCCCCGGCCGCCCACGGCCAGGUGCCCUACGCGGGCGGCUACGGCGUGGGCAGCGCGGCCGGCAGCCCCGCCGGCGCCUGGAUGGCCAAGCAGCCGCCGCAGCCGGCGCCGGCGGCCCAGCAGCCGCCGCAGCCGCAGGCCCCGGCGGCACCGCACGCGCUGGCCCCGCUGAGCGGCGAGCAGGGCCCGGCGCAGCAGCGGACGCACAUCAAGACGGAGCAGCUGAGCCCCAGCCACUACAGCGAGCAGCAGCAGCACUCGCCGCAGCAGCUGGGCUACGGCUCCUUCGGCCUGCAGCACUACGGCUCGUCCUACCCGCCCGCCACCCGCCCCCAGUACGACUACGGCGACCACCAGACCUCGGGCUCCUACUACAGCCACGCCGGCGGCCAGAGCGGCGGCCUCUACUCCACCUUCGCCUACAUGAGCCCCACGCAGCGGCCCAUGUACACGCCCAUCGCAGACCCCUCGGGGGUGCCCUCCAUCCCCCAGACCCACAGCCCGCAGCACUGGGAGCAGCCCGUCUACACGCAGCUCACCAGGCCCUAGGGCCGGGCCGGCGCGUCGAAGAAGUAAACAAAGGCGCGAAGGCAGCAGCGGCAACGCAGAACUUCCUCAGACUUUUCCUCUUUGACAUUUGGAACGAAAAAAGACAGGCAGCAGACGCUGCGGCGAGGCCGGCGGGGAGGGGGGGACGCCGGGAGCCUUCUGCACUACAGCAUCCUCCGGGGAGGGGCGAGGCCGCGCCGAGACCCGGCACAACUCGCCGCACGCUUCCCGAGCACCGGACUCUAACGUCCCUUCAAGCACGCAGCGGGGACACGAGACCUCUAACCACCCAGCUCACCCGUCUGCUGUCUGGACUUCUGUAACAAUUUUUUUUUUUUUUUUAGCAGUAAUUAAAAAAGCGAAAAAAAAGGGGGGGAAUAAAAAGUAAAAAAAACUCAGAGUCCUCUGUGAGGAAUAUUCUCUAUUUUAAAUAUUUUUUAGUAUGUACUGUGUAUGAUUCGUUACCAAUUUGAGGGGAUUUAUACAUAUUUUUUAGAGAUUUUUAAAAUGCUCUUAUUUUUCCAACAGCUAAAAAUGACACUUAGUGGAGCAGCCCUAGGUUUUCUUGCGGUCAGAGGUAUUUUUGUAUAGAUGAGUGUCUCUUUCUCUAAAAAAGGAAAAAAAUAAAAAUAAAGAAGCGAAAGCGCGUGCGUUUGACUCGGACCGAGCUCUCGCGAAGCGGCAUCGCCGGGCUCGGCUGCGCUCGGCUCCGCGGCCGGGGAGGUGCGAGCGGAGCAGAAGAGGCUUUAUUUUUCUAACUCCAAAAUAGCAAAGCAAGCCAGGAGGAGAUUUUAUUUUUUCAUGACCAUGAGCCUUAAGAAAAAAAAAAAAAAGAUACAGCAGAAAGUGCUGAGAAGCCUUAAACGCAGCCGGGGGGCCGCCGGGGCUCCCCCGCUUCGGCUGCCGGAGCACGCUGGAGACAUCAGAGAGCCUUUAAAUUAUUUAUUUUGAGCUCAGAGCAGUUUUUGAAUCACAGCUUUCCUUUUCUCUCAUCCCCCUUCUCUUUUAACCCCUUUUGAAAGCGAUUGCGUUUGCUGGAGCGUUCUUUGGGAGGUGACCGUGCCUGUUAAAUUAUGGUCUAAACCGUAGCCAGUUCUUUAUUUAUCUCUUUAAUUCUUUUUUUUAUUAUUAUUAUUAUUAUUCUUUUUGGAAUCUGUGUCCUGGGUUUGUACAAACUUGUGCUCUUCCUUUUUUCUUUGGUCUAAGGAUAAACUGGAAAAAAAAAACAGAAUUUGUACAAACUGAAGAUUGCAAAUGUAGCGUAUCACUGAACCAGUUGCCUUGUUUCCUGCCUCGGCUCCCCGGGACACGCGAGCUCGCGCGAGGACGAGACCCGGCGGUGAGGCCCGCGCGCGGGGGGCACCGUUUUAGCCUUCCACCCCCAAUACUGUCUUGAGGUGGGGACACUGACUUUGGUGAAGCUGUGGCUGAACAGUUAAGGAUUGCUUUUUAAAAAAGACAGCAAACUUUUUUUAUUUAAAAAAAAUGAUAUAUUUGUUAACAUUUUUUUUUUAGGGAUUCAGUAGAAGAAAAAAUCUUAAAGCACUCUUAUAAUAUGGCAUCUCUCUAUUUCUGUAUAAAAGCAGAUCUUUUUAAAGUAUUUCUGUAACUUAAAAGACCUGUCAUUUAAAUCAUAUUUUGUCUUUAGGUAAGUUUUUUUGUUUUGUUUGCAAGAUCCUUCUCUUUGUGAAACUUACCUUUUUUGUAUAUUAUUGUUUGCAAUAAAUAUACAUUGUAUUAAAAGUUAAAAACCC